AUGUCUGGUGCAAGUCCUCCUGGAGGUGCAUCGAUACUCAAAGGCAGCGCCCCAAGACCGUACUUGCCUUUACCGAUCUCCCAGUCCUCACAACCAGUUACUGAUGCAGCUUUCUAUCUAUUCUUACAGUACAGCUUCCCGGAGUCGGGCAACAGCUACAAGGUCCGCCUUUUGGCCGCGCUGUUAGGUCUUGACCUGAAAAUUGAGGAACUUGACCUUCUCGCCGACCAACAACACUCUCCCGAGUAUCUUGCGAUCAAUCCACGAGGAGAAGUCCCAUGCCUUGUAGUGCAUGACGUCGUUCUCGGCGGCAAGAAGGUCUUUAGCGACUCGAGCUCUAUCCUUGUAUGGCUUGCUGGUGCGCAUGGUAACGAUGGACAGAGUCCGGGUCCAUCGACCUACUGGUCCGGUGAUCUAUACGAGCAGACACAGAUCAUCGACUGGUUGGCCUUUUCGAACAGUUGGGUUCAAUAUGGUGUCUUCACCAAUCGUGCCAUCCUCUCAUACAGUGGUCCGGGCAACGGGCUCGGCUCGAAACAAAACUGGUCAGAAGAGCGACUGAAGAACAUGCUCGAAGAGGGCGCCAUCAGAGGACAUAAGUCAUUGAGUAUUCUUCAGGAUCGCUUACAUGAUCGAGACUGGCUAGUCCUGAACCGACCGACUGUUGCAGACAUCAGCGUAUUCGUUUAUGUCGCUUUAGCUCCCAUGGGGGACAUUGAUCUGCACCCAUACCCUGCGGUCCUGUCGUGGAUUGAGCGCAUCAAGAAGCUGCCUAACUUCAUAUCUAUCCCUGGCUUGGACGACCCUUACAUUCGUCGAAGGAAAUGA
Cyphellophora europaea CBS 101466 is the source of this 828-nucleotide messenger RNA. RefSeq lists its product as uncharacterized. Bases 1 to 828 code for a protein of 275 amino acids. The transcript is spliced from 5 exons. Lineage: Eukaryota; Fungi; Ascomycota; Eurotiomycetes; Chaetothyriales; Cyphellophoraceae. The record is from RefSeq and is a predicted model, not a curated record.